Messenger RNA from Penaeus vannamei (Pacific white shrimp), 1406 nucleotides. RefSeq lists its product as uncharacterized. Gene Ontology annotation, molecular function: protein binding. NCBI's taxonomy places the organism in Eukaryota, Metazoa, Arthropoda, Malacostraca, Decapoda, Penaeidae. The record is from RefSeq and is a predicted model, not a curated record.
GAAUCCAAAUUGCUCCAGCAUCUGUUGCCUCAGCAGGUGGUCUCUGAUACUUCCAGAAGGAUGUGAGUUUAUUGCGUCAGUGACUGCUGCUGUCCAGUCGAUCCCCUUUCCCCUUCCAGAGAGGGAUGACCACACCCCUCAACAGGUCAGGGGGAAUAGUAUCCGUUUGCCAGAUGGCAGCUAGAACAGCAUGCAAAUCUUGUGCCACAGGUUCACCACUAACCUUUAACAGUUCAGCUGGGAUGCUGCAGAUACCUGCUGCUUUACCACUCUUCAGCUUGGAGAUUGCCCCCCCUCAAAAAAAAAAAAAAAAAAAAAAAAAAAAAAAAAACAGUUAGGGAGGAUGGAUCCUUUAGGGUGUGAGGAUUCGGCAAAGGGAUCCCGACACUCCCUGCAUCCAAGUUAACUGUUGGUGGAUGAACCUCGUACAACUGCUCAAGAUACUCAACCCAACACUCCCGAACCCCAACAGGAUAAUCUGGUGUUACUGAACAAACUGCAGUCACCUGUGAGGAGGUUUAGAGUUGAGCCUUCUCAGGGCACGAUAUCCUGGCCAUGAUCAUCCAUGUGCGAGACACAGACGGGAAAAUGUAUUCUGUUGAAGCACAACCGACGGACACAAUCCACACGCUCAGGGUGAAGAUAAUGUUAGAAGGUGUUCCCCUAAGUAACUCUCGGGAAAUCGAGUUUAACGGCGAGCAUUUAAGGGACACUAAAGUAACGGUUUCCAGCUACGGCAUCUGCGACGAAGACUGUGUGGAUAUCAAAGAUAUCUGUGUGACCCAAGGCAUGAGUGGGUUUUACGUUAACGUUGUCCAGCCGGAAGGGAACGUUAUCAGGGUAGUGGCAGACGAAGCGGUCCCCGUCAUACAGAUCAAGCACGAGGUGGCCCGGAAAGCGGGUGUGGAGGCGAGGAAGCUGCAGCUGAGGGCCGGCAGCGAAAACUUGAAGGACGAGAAGAUGCUGAGAGACUACGACAUCACCGGGGAGUCUGUUGUGUGGCUGGAGGUCGAGGGCGAGAGAGGAAACGGGAGAGAGAAAAGAAGGGAGGGGGAAGGAGCGGGAGACGACAGGCUGAAGAAUGGGUUGCUACUUGUUUCCCUUCUGGUGUUAGUUCCUCUCAGUUUGUGGCUGGCCUACAAAGGUGGGAAUAAAAGUAAGUAAGGCAGUACGAGCGAGAGACAGAAAAGUUAAACUCGGAAACAGUGCCAGUGUGACCCCCCCCCCUUUUAAGCAAGGUGCCAUAGGGAGAACCUGUCAACCCCUCAUGCCUUUGUUUAACCGGAGAAUAACUGUAAUUGUCUUUUAUAUUCUCAAUGAAUUUAUGUAUUAUUUCUUUUCUGUUAUCAAUAAAUUCUCUUUAUAUUUUGCUGUCUGAUCUUCAAUAAAUAGAACAUUUAUUUUGC